Molecule: messenger RNA, 1800 nt
Organism: Paramisgurnus dabryanus
Lineage: Eukaryota; Metazoa; Chordata; Actinopteri; Cypriniformes; Cobitidae
Gene: csf3b
Product: colony stimulating factor 3 (granulocyte) b
Biological process (GO): positive regulation of myeloid cell differentiation
Molecular function (GO): cytokine activity
Source: RefSeq, a predicted model, not a curated record
AUUAAUUGGGGAAGUUUUUAUGUAUUCUUGACGUCAUUGAGUGACACAUAAAGACACGCCUGCUGUUUAACUUGGAUGUGUUUCCUGUGAUGAAACCGAGAAAAUCCCAGCAGACUUAUAACUCUUACGACAUCUCUAAACAAAUGUGUGUCAGUGAAUGGGCAAAAAGUCUAAGUGGCCAUUACUGUCAUGAUUCAGGUAGUAAAAGUAAGCUCGAAUUGUGGGAACGGUUCCUCCUGGGAAGAAGUUGCAACCGGCAAAAUCCAUAUGACGAAACCCUUAACGGACGUAAAGAUCGGCAACGUGAGCGCGUUUGCAUUUUCCUAAGUCGUGGAGUUUCGCCCACGUAACGCACUUUGCUAAAAGUUCCCGUUGUUGAUCAAUCUCAAUGGGUUUAAAUAGAGCAGAUGAAGUCAAAUGUUCAUUACACUUCUACAACACACCAUGGAGUCUCUGUAUCUCCUCCUCGCAGUCCACUGCUGUGUCACGCUCCUCUACGCAGCUCCGCUUCCACAGCACGACGCGUUGACUCGCGUGGUGGAGCGCGGCGUCAGUUUAGUGAAGAAGAUUCUCAACGACAUUCCGCGAGUGCACGAAGCAUACGUCAAAAAAACGGGUUUGGACCUUGAACUCUCCAGUGAAUCGCACGACUUGGAGUAUUUAUUAAGUGACUUUGGGAUUCCUGCGCCACCGGUGCUCAAGUCGAUAUCAGAGGAGUUUACUUUGACUAUGAGCUUGAGUCAUAUGGUUGAAGGUUUGGAUCUACACCACGAGCUUCUGCAGGACAUAAUGAGCUCCACUGAAACACGUGACAGUCUGCUUGCAGAUAUAAAAGAGUUGGCUGAUCAGAUCAAAGAGAUGCAGAAGUUGGUACAGAUUCCCGUCACAGUAUGCAAGAGAAAUCUUCCUGACUUCUCUUCACGACUCAACAGUAAUUAUAAAGUCCAGGUAGCCGCUCAUCUGUCACUUCAGCAGCUGAACAGAUUUACACAAGCUGUCUUCCGGGGUCUGCGUCACAUUGCUAACCUGAACCAGUUCUGUGCUAAACCACAAAAUCUGCUGGACAAACAGUGUGUAUGGUAAUGGUUACCUGUUAUCAUACACGUAAGGUCAAGGGUUCGGCCUAAUACCAAGCUGGGAGCAUUCGUCCCGGACAGCUGCUCUAGUCCUGCCUCACAGUUAACUAGUUCGCCUGUCUUAAUCGAGACCCAAGUUCCACCUCCUGUAACAGACUGCAAAGAGGAAGAAAGAGAGCAGUGAAGGAGAAAAUGGGGAGGGAUGCCAGAAGAAUUGCAGCUGGAUGUAGAGGCAUGGAGACCUUAUGUACGCUCUUAUUGACGAUUGACAGGCCUGAAUGUAGACUCCUCCCGAACCUUUGUUAAGAACUUAAUUAAAAGAGCCAAUCGUCAACCAUUAAAGAAUGGAAUCUUCUGGGGAAGGGACACGACUUCCUAAAAAAGCUUUCUUUUAAAAGGAUACAUAUCACUAAUUUUAUCUGACAACUGCUGUCCUGGAUAUUAUGUAAAUAUUUAUUUAUUUAUUUAUUGUUGGUAUUGUUCGUUAUUUAUAUUUACAGUGGAUGUAAAUGAUGUGAUGUUUUUCUAUUUUUCUUGGACAAAUAUAAUUUAUUUAUUUAUCUAUUUAUGUAUUACUCAUUCACUAUUGAGUCCACUAUAUGGGGAAGAAGCAUUAUUUUGGAAUAAUGGAUUGUACUGUAAAAUAGUAAAAAGUUUACUUUCUUACUGUUUAUCACAUUUGCAAUGUUUAUUGUAUUUUUUGAUAAUAAAAUGAACAAAUCAA